UUACCCUUACUUUAAGGCGUCAUGUGUGGUUGUUAGAUCCUCUAAUUUUAUUGGUGUGCCACGCAACAUUUUAGUUGAAUAAAGUCAGGUGACAUUCUAAAAAAAACGUUCUACUUGGUCUAUAAAAAGUUCUAAAAAAUAAUCCUAAAAAAAAUUCUAUAAAAUGCUACUCCCUCCAUCCACUUUUAGAGGGCUUAACUUUUGAAUAUCAUACCAAGGCACUCUAUGAAAACUAGAGAAAAUUUAGGGAUUCACCCAUCAUCAAAGCAUCGAUCUCUUCCUCUUUCCUCAUAUUAAUUUCACUCCUAUAAUUACGCUACACGUAUUGCAUUUUUAUCCUCUCACGGGUCAAAUCUGACAUGCAUUGGCGUGGAGACCAAAAGAAAACGGCUUGCAUGCAUGCAUGCCAUUAAGUGUCUCUAUACUUAAAGGCUCACUCACUCCUUACGAGAGAGAAUUAAAGGCUGCAUGGAUCAAUUAGCUAAUUUGAACUUGUAUAUAUGAAAAAAUGAAAUUUGAGAUUAGGCCUUGUAUAAAUGGAAGGAGGGAGUACCAGAAAAGAAGAAAAUAAAAUAAGCACAGCACCAGACUUCGCACACAUUCCCCAUUCUUCGAGCUCCACAGCCAUGGUCUCCCAGUCCCAACAGCCACCCUCGCCGCCGCCGCCGCCGCCCGAGCCGACCAGCAUUAGCUCUUUGACCGACGACCUCCUCCGUGAGAUCUUCCUCCGCCUACCGGACCUCCCGACCCUUGUCCGCGCGGCCUUCACCUGCCGCCCCUUCCUCUGCCUGGUCCGCUGCUCCCCGGCCUUCCGCCGCCGCUUCCGCGAGCUCCACGCGCCGCCUCUCCUCGCCCUCUUUCUCACACCCUACAUGGACGCCGUCAUCCCUUCCGCCAGCCGCAGCCCCGACCCGGACACCACUGCCGCCUUCGCCGAUUUACUCGGAGACGACGACGCCACCGAGUGGGGGACAGAUUCCCAAAUUCCCUACUACUACGACGGGUACGUCGCCUUCGUCAACCGGAGCACCGAUCAGACUGCCUCCUACAGCCCACUGAAUAUUGGAGCGCCGGCGCAGGCCCUGGAUAUCUACCCCAAGACGCCCCGCGAAGGCAUCGACGCCUGGCUCGAGUUCUACACGCUCCCUCCGGACCAAGAGGGCCAGAGGCCAUCCCGUGUGGUCUGUGUCCGUCACGAUCGCUCAUCGGCGCGCGCGCGUGUGGCCGUCUUCUCAUCUCACGCCCUGAAGUGGCAGAUCUUCCCAGAGUCCAGGGGGUUGCUGCUUGAGCGCGACAGGCGCACGAUUCGUAAGCUUGUCGAUGGGUUCGUCUGCUGGUUAUAGAGUGAAAACUGCAUUCUCGCUCUCAACACUGUCACCUUUCAGUUCUCUUGAAUGAAUCUGCCACCGCCCUUGAGAGGGCCAUACACAUACAUGUAUCGUACACCGCGCUUUGAGCUUGGUCAGACCAAGGAUGGGAAACUCUGUAUCGUGCAUGUGCAGGAAUUCACGCUUUCUGUUUGGCUCUGGACACCCGACGAUGACGGCGUCGAGAGAUUUAUGCUGCACAAGAUGUUUCAGUUGCACACAAUUGUUAAGGAGAUCACUAAGCGUUCAGUCCUGGACAAUGUUGACGCUGGAGGGCAUAUGAACGUUACUGAUGGAUUUGUGUACCUGUCUGUUGUCUAUGACAAGGGUAAGCAAUCUUCUAAGUGGUUCCUAUCCUUCUGCCUGGAAACAGCAGAGGUGAAGUUGCUCUUUGAGAAAACAUGCAGUAUUUACUGCCCUGUUGAUCCAUACAUCAUGGCCUGGCCUCCUUCUUUGAUGCACGACAAGGGGGAUUCAGAAACUGAAGUUGCCAGGGACACUGUUGGAGAUGAUGGUCCUGUGGGCACGGAAGAAGCUUCCCCUGUCCUCUUCACGGCAUUGCAGUUAUUCAAAGAAGCUUUGAUUGAUGAUGACAACGCAAAAUUUGUGGAGAUGGACGCUUUCUUACUUGAUGAUGAGAUUAGCUCCCUUUUGAACAAAAUCUCUACUUUAGAAGCAGGAUUAGCAGCUGGGAGAGACUGUGUGCUGAGAAGAGGUGCUCAUUCCAAUAUCAACGUGGAAGGGAUGGAAAGGAGGAGUUGGUGGGAAAUGUGCAAGGGGAUGUUGGGGAGAGUUUCUUCCCACUUCUUUGCCAAUUGAUCUUGGUGCCUUUCUUCUCACAAGUUAAGCGUCAGUUGAAAUGCAUUGGUAGUUUAGUUUUCGGAUCGUGCGAACGCAUUAUGUGCUAGUUGACUACUAUGUCUAAUAAAGUGUAGCAUCAUCAGUACCUCCUCUAUCUAGUUUGCAAGAGACUUGUAUGUUUAACAUGCAGAGAUUGACCAUUCAGUGUCACCAUCAAUGUAAGUCAUGAGCCUCAUCCUAGUGGUUGUCA
Triticum aestivum (bread wheat) is the source of this 2418-nucleotide messenger RNA. RefSeq lists its product as uncharacterized. NCBI's taxonomy places the organism in Eukaryota, Viridiplantae, Streptophyta, Magnoliopsida, Poales, Poaceae. The record is from RefSeq and is a predicted model, not a curated record. Gene Ontology annotation, molecular function: protein binding. The coding region runs from base 537 to 1343 and encodes 268 amino acids. The transcript is spliced from 3 exons.